ACAGCUGUAUUGAACUAAUUGCACUGCCUCCUCCUCAUGGUCUCAACUUGAUGGGUUUUUGAUCUCUGAUUGGCACACACUUCAAUUUUCCUCGUGGCUUGGUUGCUUGAUUUAGCUUUGUUGGUAUCCUUGUAAGAGUGGAAUAAUACUUGUGUAUGGCACAUAAGAGGAAUGCCACUUUCAACAGCUCCUUAGGCGUGUGUGUGAAUCAUUUGGGUAUGAUGCAUAGCUUGUUUUGAAGCCUAUCCAUAGAGAAGACCAGUGCUAGCUUCAACUUUGUUUCUUGUUCUUUAUAUUUUAAUUUGGUUGUUGUUCUAUUGCACUUCACCUAGAUCAUUGAUGGAUAUUAAUUUAAUGAUCUUGUGAUGGUCACCAUGGUCCUAAGGUAUGGAAUGCAGGCCAAGUUAUCUCAAAUGGCUUUCCUUUUGUCCUUGUUUUGUUGAUUCAGAUAUUUUCAAGUUAUCUCAAGUUACCUUUCCUGUUCUAGCUAGUCCAGGUUUCUUAGACCUAGAAGAUUGCAGAGAAGGUUUAUUCAUGUUCUUGAUGCUUGUUUUAUGGGUGAAGUUAGCAGGAAACAAUCCAACUUGUGUAGCAUCAUCUUGGAUGGUUUAGACAUGUACAGGGAAAGUCAUGGAAGACACUAGUAAAGAAAACUAGAUUGCAUGGUUUUCAUUUUGGUGAAAAGGAGCAAAGGGAGAUCAAGAAGUACUUGAGCAAAAGUCGUUAAGGGAGGUUAAGGGAGAUCUCAUGGUAAAUAAUAUUCUUAAAGCUUUAGUUUUUAACCAAGUUGAACGGCAUCAAGUUAUGAUCUAUGUAGCCGACUUCGCUUAAUGGAACAAGACUUUGUUGUUGUUAUUUUCUUAAUAAUUACUCCAUGAUUGGUGGCCGAUUGCUAAUGCUAUUGUUGGUUAAGAUUUGUGGAAGUGGAGGAAUCUUUAGCUCGUCAACUACCAAAGGUAAAUAACAACUUUGUUAUAUACCAGUCCUCUGGGAAGUGAACUUAAAUCUAGCACUGAGAUUCUUCUUAUAGUUCAUGAUCUAUUUACUUUCUCCUCUGAUACUUUGUUUCACUCUUUUGUAACGUUUGUUUAAUUUAUAUGAUGCUAAGUGCAGUUUGUGUGUAACAACACUAACCUCCCUCUCAAUAGAAACUUAAUCUAAUGAGUGCCAGAGAGAGUAAGAGUUAAUCUUGGUUAUAUAGUGACAGAUGAUUCUUAACUCCGUACACAUGAAUCUUACCUAAUGAAUCAUCAGAUAUUAAUUGCCCAUAUAUUUAUUUUAUGAUAAAUCAUCUUGUUUACUGGUGGUAGCUCUUAUGCAAAUUUUAUUUCAUUUAAGCUACUUUGUUCUUUCAUUUUAUUUAAACCACAUGAUAGUUUGUUUCUACAACAAUAUGAUUUCUUUCCCACAGAUUUAGGAAGUGUUUCAAGAGAUUCUACUUGCUGUAAAGUCAUACUUAUUUCCGUUCGUUGACAAUACUAAUUUCUAUCUACCACUUCACAUAUUGAUACACAUAGCAUACAGGCCAUAUUAUUAUAAAUGUUUUUUUUUGGGCUUGUCUCAAAUUCUGAUUUUGAUAUAUACCCAUGAUCUUAAGGCCCAGUUAGUAACAGGCCGUUUCUAUGCCCUCCCAAAUUGUUAAUGGAUUUUGUAUUAACGGAAGGAAUAGGCUGGGCAAGGCUGGGAUGGACCGGGCCUUAGCUGGUCCAAUCUAUGAACUGAAUUCUUAUUCACUUUUGAUAUAAGUUGUAGACUUAUUAGUUCAAACAGAGAAACAUGUGCUAUUGGUUUUGGUUAAUCUACACACUGUUAACACAAACAGGCCCAUAGAACAUAACCACGGUAGGUGUAUAUGUGUGCCUAACAAAAUUUGUCUCUGUUGUUUAGGACAAGGUCUUAAAUUGUAGUUGCAUUGCUCUUCUUGUUGGUAGUAAAAUUGCUGAAAAUUGCAGAGGUAACUGCAAUUGUGGUCACAAUCCCUUACACUGUCGUUUCACUUUGAUCAUAAGAAAACAAAAACACUAAGUGACACAAGUAGUCACAUUCAUCAUUGCACCAUGUGGUAUUGAUUCCAUUGGUAGUUGGUAUCUGUUAAUAUCAUUGCUAAAAAGACCAAUUCCUUUUGCAUUAUUGAAGGCGUAGGUUUGUACUUAGUAUGUUCUGUUGCUCUAACGUGUCAAUAUUCAGAUGGUACAAAAUUGGAGAUGUGACAACCAGGUUUGUCUUUAAUUAUAUAUGCUGAUCAAGUUCUUCUGUAUUUUACACAUGCUAUAAAAGAGUCUUCUUGUUCAUUAUAGAAGUAAUGUAUCAAUAAUAAUGCUUGUUGGCACAUAAUGUUUAUUUCAAAUCUGAGCUAAUAAGUGAGUAGCAUAAUCUAUAAACAAUGAUGUUUGUACCAAGAGGAUUCACUCAGUUAGUUGAAAAUAAUGCGUGAGUUAUUAGUAUUUAUUUUGAAUUCCUACAAAUAAAAAAACAAUGAUGUUUGUUUCAAAGCUAUCCCAUAUAGACAUGUGGCAUGAUCCAUCUAUAAUGAUGUUUAUUUUAAAAGUCUUUGAUAGAAGAUUAGCAUAAUCUAUCAAUGACAAUGUUUAUUUUAAAACUUUGUGAUAGAAGAAAGGCAUAAUCUAUCAAUAAUAAUGUUUUGAAAACUGUACCAUAGAAGAGACAUUGGACUGAGUCACUUUCCAAUAUCAUGCAUAAAAUCUGGCUGAAAUUCAUGAAAGCUGCAUUUCACGGUUAAUGUGUCCUUACAGUACCAAUAAUGUUGUUCUAAAGCAGAACACAAACUUUAUUGGUUCUGAUCUGAACCACACACUCAUCCAUCACAUAGUAUCAUAGCCUCUCAAUAAUUCAAUUGCUCGUUCCUGGAAACCUGUGUGGUGAAUCUCAACCGCACACAUCAUGCUACCUUAUCAUCUUUAUUAACCGUUCAUUUCCUAGCCAGUUUCACACACCCCACUGAACUCACUCACUGGAAGCCUUGUUGUGAGUAAGGGAAAGGCUUCCUGCACUGAGCACCAAGUUGAAACCUCUUGAUUCUUUGCUUAGAAUUCCACAGAAUAUGGAGACUGUUCUUUUCAAUGACUCCCCACCUUUGGAGUUCAAGGGUAUGAGCAAGGAGGAGGAAGACUCAUUGCUAGGGCAAGUUGAAAUAUGGAGGUACAUGACAUGCUUCACGGACUCCGUGGCCUUGAAAUCCGUCAUAGAGCUGCGCAUAGCCGACAUAAUAGACCGUUAUGGGAAACCACUAUCCUUGUCACAAAUCGUGGAGAACAUAGAUGAUGCACCCUCCCCAGAUGCCUCUCUUCUACAGAGAGUGAUGAGAGUGAUGGUACGUAGAAAGAUCUUCAGUGCAGAACAAUCAGAGACUGGAGAGACCCUCUACGGCUUGACACGUGCCUCGAAGUGGAUCCUCCGCGACACAAAAAUGACCCUAGCACCCAUGUUGCUGCUGGAGAACCACCCAAUUCACCUGAACCCUGCUCACUACAUUAGUGAGAUUAUUAGAGAAGGCACUAAAAAUGGCACUGCUUUCUUUAAGUGCCAUGGCCAUGAGCAAUUUGAGAUGACAGGUUUGGACCCUGAGUAUAAUAGAUUGUUCAAUGAGGGCAUGGUGUGCACUGCUAGGGUUGUGUCCAAGGCUGUGAUCACUGGGUACAAAGAUGGGUUCAACCAGAUUAAGUCCUUGGUUGAUGUUGGAGGUGGCAUUGGAGGGUCUCUUUCUGAGAUUGUUAGGGCUUAUCCUCACAUCAAUGCCAUCAACUUUGACUUGCCUCAUGUGGUUGCCACUGCUCCUAAGUAUGAUGGAAUCACCCAUGUUGGAGGUGACAUGUUCGUGUCCAUUCCAGAUGCUGAUGCUAUUUACAUGAAGUGGAUUCUGCAUGACUGGAGCGACGAGCACUGCGUCAAGAUCUUGAAGAACUGCAGGAAGGCAAUACCUGAGAAAACAGGGAAAGUGAUCAUCGUUGAUCACGUGCUGCGGCCCGAAGGCAACGAACUCUUCACCGACGUUGGCAUUGCAUUUGACAUGAUGCUUCUCGCUCACAACGCCGGCGGCAAAGAGAGGACGGAAGAGAACUGGAAGUGGCUGUUCAAAGAAACAGGUUUCGCCCGUUACAACAUCAUCAAGAUCAACGCUCUUCCUUCCAUCAUUGAGGCGUUUCCAAUCUAACGAAGAGGAAGCCACUACACUUCAUGUGCGUGGUUUUAUGUUGCAUGUGUUGUUAUUAUUAUUAACAGCUAUGUGAUCUUCGUGUGAUGUGGUUUUCAUCCCUACCCGUGUUAUGUUUGUGUAUUAAAUAAAAGUAUGAAGCGCCCCACCACCAAGUAAUAUGGGUUAUAUACGUGUUCCAUAUAUACCAAGAGAGUGGUGCGUGGUUGUGAAGAAUCUAUAUAUUGCUAUUAAUGAAUGAGUACUUUGGUGUGCAAAA
This is a messenger RNA of Glycine soja, 4430 nucleotides long. Its product is annotated as (R,S)-reticuline 7-O-methyltransferase-like. The coding region runs from base 3062 to 4171 and encodes 369 amino acids. Lineage: Eukaryota; Viridiplantae; Streptophyta; Magnoliopsida; Fabales; Fabaceae. The transcript has 3 exons. Gene Ontology annotation, biological process: methylation. Gene Ontology annotation, molecular function: protein dimerization activity; S-adenosylmethionine-dependent methyltransferase activity; O-methyltransferase activity. The record is from RefSeq and is a predicted model, not a curated record.